CCCGCCCGUGUGCCGGUGCCGGCACGGAGGAUGCCCGUCGAGGCGCUGCAAGCCGGUGACACCAUGAAGGGGGUGACGGUGACGGCGCCUUUCACCUCGGCCAUGCCCGUCCGUAUCCUCCGCAAAGGGCCCGCGUAUUUCCGCCGGCACGCCGAGCCGGGCGCCGGGAAACCCAGCGCUGUGGAGAGGCUGGAGGCCGACAAGGCCAAGUACGUGAAGAGCCAGAAGGUCGCCAGCACCAAGCAGGAGCCGGUGAAGCCAGUGCUGCUCAAGCAGCCCCUCUUCACCCCCGGGGUGCGCCGGGCUGUGCUCACCCCCAGCCGCAGGGCGCCCCCGGGGCCACGCCGCGCCGAUGCUGCCAGCCCGAAGACCUCGCUUGACCUGGAGAUCCUCAACAACCUCAUCAACCUCUGUGACAGCCCCUUCCCUAAGGCGGAGAGCCCGCUGGGCAGGGAGUGCAGGUGGCGGGCGGAAGCGCCAGCGGUGGAGGGGGCUGUCAAGCCACCGGAGAGCCCGGCCACCGCCAAGGCCCCCGGCAGUGUGGCCGUGCGGAGGGUGGACGUCCGGCCCUGUGGAGCUCCGCGGAGCCCGGUGACACCUCUGCCUGCAUCCCCCGUCCCAGGUGGGCUGCCUGUGACCCCGUCGCGGAGCUCGCCCGCCCGCCCCGAGAGCGCCCGGCGGCAGCCGCUGCUGCACCGCUCCAAGUCGGACCUGAGCGAUCGGCUCUCGAGGGCCACCGCCGACCUGGAGCGCUUCUUCAACUACUGCGGCCUCGACCCCGAGGAGAUGCAGGACAUGGGGGCCGAACGCUUCGCCCGCGCCAGCUCCGACAUCGUGUCCCUCAAGUUCCACAGCGUGAGCACGGCCAGCUCGGAGGGCGGCCGCUCGCCACCCAGCGCUGCCACGCCGGAGGGACGGCCGGCGGAGCGGGUGCCCUACGGCAUCUCCAUCAUCGAGCGCAACGCCCGCGUCAUCAAGUGGCUCUACGGGCUGCGCCAGGCCAGGGAGCCCCAGCAGGUGUCCGAUGUGUAGCUGUGCCGUGGUGGGCACCGGGGAUGGGUUGCUCAUAAGGGCAGUGCUGGAUGGGGACAAUGCGCAGGCUGUGCCCUGGGAGGACCAGGGACAUCUUGAGAGCACCCUUGAACACAGCCGUGCUGUGCCACAGCAUCACUGGCCUGAUGUGGUGGCCAGGGAUCCAGUGUCAGGCCCCUGUGCCAGCACUGGAGAGCCAUGGGAAGGCUGAGGACACGUGUCCCCGGGUGUGUGGCUGGUCCUCAACACCCACGGGGCCUCGUGUGCUGCCCUGCCUGCGCUGCUGGCAGCUCCUGCCUGUCCUGCUCCUCACCAGCACCCCGGGGUGGGGUGCAAGGGGCUGGUCCCCCCUGCAUGGAGCAGGGAUGCUCUGGUGAAGGAGCUGCCCCCUUGCAGCCUCCAUGGAAGGGGUCCCACUGCCUGGAGUGGUGGCCACAUCCUGGUGGUCCCAUCUUAUUGCUGAAGAAAAGCCUGGUGCUUUGAGGGGUGAGGGGGAAACCUGACUCCCUGCUUCGAGCUGCCCAGGGCUGUGUGUCUGUGUGAGUGAGUGUCUCCGGGUGCCUGUGUUCCCCUCCUCAGCUGCCAGUGGGCACAAAGCACCACCCCCCAUGCUGGGCCUGGUAUUUAUGAAGACAACAGUUCCUCUUUUCUACUCUUUUCCUUAUGUUUGAUCUGUAAAUAAUAAUUAUUACAAUGC
This is a messenger RNA of Hirundo rustica (Barn swallow), 1729 nucleotides long. RefSeq names its product family with sequence similarity 110 member A (gene FAM110A). The coding region runs from base 31 to 1032 and encodes 333 amino acids. The record is from RefSeq and is a predicted model, not a curated record. The transcript has a single exon. Lineage: Eukaryota; Metazoa; Chordata; Aves; Passeriformes; Hirundinidae.